AUGCCUCAAGAAAGCGACCCCCUACUAGGCGGCACCAGGCCUACGGGCCCAAGCCGCCUGUCCAAGCACUUGCGCCGCGAAAUCGAUCCGGCGCAUGGCGACCUCCUACUACUUUUCUGCUACGUCAUCACCGGCCUCCUGGACAGCUCCGCAGUGUUUAUAUGGGGCUCGUUCGUGAGCAUGCAAACAGGCAACACCGUAUACUUUGGCCUCGGACUCGUCGGCACAGAUGACGAUCGCUGGAUCAAGUCCGGCGUGUCCAUAGCUAGUUUCUGCCUUGGCUCGCUAUGCUUCGCCGCCUUCCAUCGUCUCUUCCCAGCCAGGCAGCGAUGGGUUCUCUGUGCAUCAUUCCUUAUGCAGACGUUGUGUGUCACCCUUGCUGCUAUUCUUGUUACGAUUUAUCGACCUUCGCGCGAAGCGCCCUUGAGCUGGCUUGUUCUCGUUCCGCUUGCCUUGGUCGCUUUCCAGAGUAGUGGGCAGGCGGUUACUAGUCGGGUCUUGCAGUUCAGUGGCUUGACUAGUGUUGUUCUUACUAGUAUCUACUGUGAUUUGUUUUCGCACCCGGACCUUUUGUCUCCCAAGGUGAUCCGCCAUGCGGAGGAGAUGCGACGUCUGGGCGCUGUGUUAUGCCUCUUGUUUGGUGUGAUUUUGGGUGGUCUCUGGGCACAUAGCUCGGUGGGGCUUAUGGGGGCGUUGUGGACUGCUGCUAUCUUGAAAGGAUUCAUUAUUAUUGCAUGGUUAGCGUGGAAGGGCAAGGAUGAGGAGACCUAG
This is a messenger RNA of Penicillium canescens, 771 nucleotides long. RefSeq names its product YoaK family protein. NCBI's taxonomy places the organism in Eukaryota, Fungi, Ascomycota, Eurotiomycetes, Eurotiales, Aspergillaceae. The transcript has a single exon. The record is from RefSeq and is a predicted model, not a curated record. The coding region runs from base 1 to 771 and encodes 256 amino acids.